Molecule: messenger RNA, 454 nt
Organism: Patiria miniata (bat star)
Lineage: Eukaryota; Metazoa; Echinodermata; Asteroidea; Valvatida; Asterinidae
Product: 39S ribosomal protein L53, mitochondrial-like
Exons: 3
Coding region: 79-405 (108 amino acids)
Cellular component (GO): mitochondrial large ribosomal subunit
Source: RefSeq, a predicted model, not a curated record
AAGCAAAAACAAUUGACACUGACAGAAUCAUUGCAACUGCAACUUUGAUCGUUAAUAUUUCCGUUUGGGGUCACCAUUAUGCCGGCAGUUAUCAAGAAUGUACAUCUUAAAUUUGUCAAGAAUAUUCUUGUAGAAUUCUGCCCUUGGCAAGCAAAUGUGGAGUCUGCGAGGCAGUUUCAGAGUAGAAUUGCCAAUUUCGCCACCCGACAGACAAAUAUGAAGUGUGCAAUCAAGACCAAAGUGAAGAAUGAUGGAACUCUGCCGUCAAUCACGAUAUUAUUUGAUGACGGGAAACAACUGAUCUUCAAAAGCAGCUACCUCACAUCCACAGAAAUGCUGCAGAGGUUUGGCACCCUGAAUCUCCAGCGUGAGAAAGCCCUCGAACAGUCUGACGCAGGGAGGUAGCGCCUCAGCCAAGGAACCCGACUAUAAGUGGGGGCGGGCUGACGUCAUC